AUGAGUAUAUUGCGCUCAUUGCUCUUCAUCUCAGUCGUUACACUGGGCUUCCAAGCAAGACCUGGUAAGAUUUGUUAUAACUACUGUUAUCACUAGAAAGUUUGUAAAAGAUAGUAGAGUUAAAGCACAUGCAUGGAGUGUAGUGCGGCUCGUGCCAGAGGUCAAAGAGUAAAGAGUCGUAUCUACCAUUUAAACCGAGAUAUCACUUAUCCUUAUAUUCAUCAUCUGCUUCUGUUUGUUAGUUCUGCUCUAUGUUAUAACUAGUAUUCAUGUUUUACAUAAUUGUUAAGGAAAGUGCCUAGAUAUCCGUGCUUAUCCAGGUUUUCUCAGACAUAAAUCCACCCAUAAUAUAUCACUUCUCAUUACCCGGCUAUCUUUACAGGACUGUUUGGUCAUAUCUCAUCUCAGGGGGAUAUCAUUCUCGGAGGGCUUUUUCCCGUACACAAGGAAGGCAGCCGUGAAGACAUUUGUGGACCGUUCAGUGAAAUUCCUGGGUACCAGUACAUGGAAGCUAUGCGUUAUGCAGUUGACCAAAUUAAUAACAGAUCCGAUAUCUUACCAGGAAUACGACUUGGUACGAUCAUUUACGACACUUGUCGAAGUCCCACGAUCACUGCCGAUCAUACAAAAGACUUUAUUAAGUCUUCACUGGAACGUGGCGCUAAUGGCUCCGAAUUUGCGGGUGUAAUUGGCCCGUUCACGAGCGGGAACUCGAUAAUAGUCGCAAACUUUCUCCGAGUUUUUGAAAUUCCACAAAUCAGCUAUGGCGGUCUAACAGUUGAGCUGAGUAACAAAGGUCGUUAUGGCUACUUUUUCCGAACCGUUCCGCCAGACAGUUUCUUUGCCGAAGGUUUGGCGAGGCUUCUCGAGCAUUUUCGAUGGAAUUUUGUAUCAAUUAUAUACUCGAGUGGAAAAUAUCCAGAGACUGGGACCGAAGAGGUUGUCAAAGCGUUGUCAAGACGGGACAUUUGUCUCGCAAAAAGGCAUCGGCUACCGCGAUUUCCCACUGAAGAAGACUUUGACAAGGCCAUUGCAGAAGUACUGUCAGUUGAAGAAGCAAAAGUGACUGUGUUCGUCACGAUCCAACGAGACUCGCGUGGCUUGCUCAAGGCAAAGAAACGUAACCCGCUGGCCAAAAGGCUUGCAAUCGUUGCUAGUGUUUCCUGGAGUAACCGUGAUGACAUCACAAAGGGCCUGGGGCUGGUGGCCGAGGGAACUAUUACAUUCGGUCAUUUGGGCGGCAGCAAUAUGCAAGAAUUUGAAAAUUACUUUCGUUCGCUCAACUUGUCAAAUUACCAGCAAAAUCAUAGAAAAUGGUUUGAAGAAUUCUGGGAAAGUCAAUUCGAAUGCUCCCUUGGGAAUACAAGCAAUUAUUCCAAGAAAUGUACGGGAAAAGAGAAUCUCUUGUCCCAUCAAAUGGAAAUAGCGCCAGUCAGAGUGGUCAUCAAUGCUGUUUUCGCAAUGGCUUAUUCACUGGAAAACAUGCGAAAAAUCUUAUGCCCAAAUAUUUCGGGAAUGUGCAGCAAAAUGAAACCACUUUCCAGAAAUCUGUUAAAAAAAUUCUUAGAAAACGUUACUUUCCCGGAUUCGUGCUUCAACUGGCCAAUCAUGUUUAAUCAAAACAACGAAGUGGCUGGAAACUAUACAGUCUUCAAUUAUCGACAAUCAAAACCUGGUGUGUUCUCCUAUAUCCCAGUUGGCAAUUGGACGAGUAAAUUACAGGAAAAUGGUGAAAUUUCAGGAAAAUUACAAUUAGAUAUAUCUAAGAUACGAUGGCCAAAUGAAACGGUUCCGAUCUCUAAGUGUAGUGUGGAUUGCGGGCUUGGAAAUGUCAAACAGCCUCGAUAUGGUGAAGAAUGCUGUUGGGAUUGUGUAACUUGUGACAAGUAUGACGUCAUCCUUAACGAGACGACGUGCCGCGCAUGUGCAGAAGGUUAUGUCCCUGAUGCCAACUUUUCAAGUUGCUUGAAGCUGGAAGUGAAAUAUAUGAACUUGAGAAGGCCGCUUGCUGUUUUUCUUGUGUUUCUUGCAUCUGUUGGAAUAAUCACCAAUCUAACAGCUUUGAUUGUUUUUUACAUCAAGAGAAACCACCAGCUGAUCAAAGCGACGAACAUCGAAGCUUGUUACUUCAUCUUUUCUGGCAUUUUCCUAAUUUUCAUAACUGCCAUAGUAUUUGUGGCUAGACCAACACAAAGUCUUUGCUACACACAACGCUUUCUCCUGGCAAAUUCAUUCACUGUGUGUUAUGCUGCUUUGCUCGUAAAACUGAGACGAAUUUACAAUAAAUCCAUACGUGAAAACCAGCUUGGCAACCAAGGAGAAAGCUCACAUUUUCUCAGCUUGAGACUUCACUUAGUGAUCACCAUCAGUAUAAUCAUUAUUCAAGUCCUUUGCACCGUGCUCACAAUCACAAGAAACACACCAAAAUUACGAGAAAACUUUUACUUCAAAACUGGCGAACUUUUGCUGGAAUGUCCAUUAAAAUCGUCUGUAUUCGUUGCCUACAUUGCUGGAAGUCUUAUUCUUGUCUUUAUUUGCACUGGCUACGCUUUUCUAACACGAAAUAUACAGAAAAACUUUCACGAAACGCGCUAUAUCAGUUUCACAACCUACACAUCAAACGUCCUAUGGGUCGUGCUACUUGCGUUUUUUCUUAACUCCGAAGACAGUUUUUCCCGCCAAGAUUUGAUAGCUGGUAUAAGCCUUCUGAUUGGUUGGUUAACGCUACUCGGAUUGUUCGCCCCACUCUUCUAUCAUCUACGGACAAAAAAGGUUUUCGACAGGACUUCGUUAAUUGACUGGGAUCUGGUGCGAACAGGUCCUAGGAUGGCCAAUCCGAGUUGA
This is a messenger RNA of Paramuricea clavata, 2844 nucleotides long. NCBI's taxonomy places the organism in Eukaryota, Metazoa, Cnidaria, Anthozoa, Malacalcyonacea, Plexauridae. The record is from the annotation of a GenBank genome assembly.